Messenger RNA from Alosa sapidissima (American shad), 10159 nucleotides. It is a transcript of the gene dot1l, whose product is annotated as DOT1-like histone H3K79 methyltransferase. Gene Ontology annotation, cellular component: nucleus. Bases 1769 to 6418 code for a protein of 1549 amino acids. The record is from RefSeq and is a predicted model, not a curated record. NCBI's taxonomy places the organism in Eukaryota, Metazoa, Chordata, Actinopteri, Clupeiformes, Clupeidae. Gene Ontology annotation, biological process: regulation of transcription regulatory region DNA binding; DNA repair; DNA damage checkpoint signaling. The transcript is spliced from 29 exons. Gene Ontology annotation, molecular function: histone H3K79 methyltransferase activity.
ACACACACUUUAAGACCAGUCUGUGAGGUAGCCAUGCAAACUGGUUGAUUCCCAGCCCACAUACUUUAUCUUCAAUCAAUCAACAGACCUUAGUCAUCUGCAAGUGCUUCCACAUGAUGGACUCCUUUCCCCCAAUGCCUUCUUUUCGAACCCUUUGUGACCCUAUCUGACCCUACUGUUUUCUUUUUUUAAACCUACCUUGCAGUUUGUGCCAGUACGGCAACUGCUUUGCUAUCCUGCACAGAAAUGAAUAACAUCAUUACCUCUGCUACCCCCACCACCACCCACAUCUGAAAAUGUGAUUUUUCCCCUUACUUAAGCAGAUACGACACAAGUCUGUGGAGUGAAUACAUUGACAUAUGGAGACAGACUGUGGCCUGCAAACAUACUGAUAAGCACAAAGCGAAGACUCUUCAGUCUACCGAGCUCUGUCUCACAUGGGAGGAUGGUCAUGCGAGCCAGGAAUGCGUCAGGGCCGAGUGCUGUCGUCAUCUGGCAAGGUGUGGUGAGGGGAGGACAGAAGUUUGGUGGAGAGUACGUGGUGGACAGGAAUUUCUUGCCCUUUUUGUUUUUCGGAUGAAAGAGCGCUGCUGACGUAUUGGUUAGUCACAUAUUCUGUGGGCUGCAUAGUAGCAAGGUGUAGUCCCCCACACACAGACAUACGCCUUCGAUUGUGACUCAUGUGCCCAUUGGUGAGGAGGUGUGUGUGUGUGUGUCAAAUCCGGAACACGGCACUCACGACAUCACUUAUUUUAAUAAGGGAGAGAGAGAGGUGCAGUUAAGGAGACCAAAAGAGAAAGCGGGUCUGAUUUGGUUGUCAUGGUUUCUUACUCACUUUCUAUUUCUUUCUCUCGUUCGCCCUCCCCCUCCUUUGGGUGUUUCUUUUCUCAGCCAGAGUUUAUUUUUAGCUGCCACACUAGUGUUGCUGUGCGGCGUGAGUGUGUGAGCCUGCAUGCGUGUGUUUCUCUGUGUGUGUGUGUGUGUGGGGGGGGGUGGGUGAGUGAGUAGGAGCAGGAACACCUCCCACUCACACACUGACGACACAGUUUGCGUGUGUGUGUACUGCUCACAUACUCUGCUCUCUGUGUCUACACUGGCCUCCAUUUUGAGAUGUGGGUGCCGUGAUCUUAACCCUGCACUUUUCACGACCCACAUGAGCUGCAGCUUCGGUGACAUGAGCAGACUUGAGACCUGGGAGUCAGCACUGGCUCUACGUUAGCCGUUUGUAACAGAGCUGCUCUUAAUAUUUGUCUGCGUGUUUCCUGGCAAGGCUGUCUAUGGGUGUGCAAAUACAACGGUUUGAUUUCAAAUAGGAUGUGUGUGUGUGUUUGCAACUGUGUGUUUGUGUGUGUGUAUGGUGUUCGCAUGGUGUUCGCGCGGCAAUGUUGAGCGGGAACACUUUGACACUCCCCAGAGGAGGAGUCUUGCUGCGGCAGAGCGCCGCUGUUCAGCUGAGGACAGGCUCUGAGGCUGGAGCGGGCAGGAAGGGGCCGUAGGAGGCUGGCUGGAGCCAGCGGUGGUGGUGUGGGGCUCGUGCAGGAGCUGCGCACAGCCGGAGGGAGGAGGAGGAGGAGGGCUGGACUUGGCCGGAGCUGGAAGAAAGGGGUUGGAUUUGGACUGAGGCACGCAGGAGGGGUCCUAGCCUGGCGCUCAACAGCAGCAGCAGCAGCAGCAGCAGCACCAGAAAGACAAGCACCAUGAUGCUGCGCACGAGAUCAUCGAGACCAUCAGGUGGGUCUGUGAGGAGAUCCCUGAUCUUAAGCUGGCCAUGGAGAACUAUGUUCUCAUUGACUACGACACCAAAAGCUUUGAGAGCAUGCAGAGAUUGUGCGACAAGUACAACCGGGCCAUCGACAGCAUCCACCAGCUGUGGAAAGGCACCACGCAGCCCAUGAAGCUAAACAAGCGGCCGUCGAACGGGCUGCUGCGGCACAUCCUGCAGCAGGUCUACAACCACUCCAUCACCGACCCCGAGAAGCUCAACAACUAUGAGCCCUUCUCGCCCGAAGUGUACGGCGAGACCUCGUUCGACCUGGUGGCGCAGAUCAUCGACGAGGUGGAGUUGAUGGAGGAAGACACCUUUGUGGACCUUGGCAGUGGUGUGGGCCAGGUAGUGCUACAGGUUGCCGCAGCGACCAACUGUAAACACUACUUUGGAGUGGAGAAAGCAGAGACCCCUGCCACUUACGGAGAGGCAAUGGAUAGGGAGUUUAGGAAGUGGAUGAAGUGGUAUGGGAAGAAGCAUGGAGAGUACACGCUAGAGAGGGGUGACUUCCUCUCAGAAGAGUGGAGAGAAAGGAUAGCCAACACAAGUGUUAUUUUUGUGAAUAACUUUGCCUUCGGUCCGGAGGUGGACCACCAGCUGAAGGAGCGCUUUGCGAACAUGAAGGAAGGUGGAAAAAUUGUAUCCUCAAAACCCUUUGCACCUCUCAACUUUAGAAUCAACAGUCGAAAUUUGAGUGACAUUGGCACGAUAAUGCGAGUGGUGGAGCUUUCCCCCCUAAGGGGCUCGGUGUCCUGGACUGGGAAGCCAGUUUCCUACUAUCUCCACACGAUAGACCGCACCAUACUUGAAAACUAUUUUUCUAGUCUCAAAAAUCCUAAACUCAGGGAAGAGCAGGAGGCGGCCAGGCGGCGCCAACAGAAGGACAAGGACAGCAAGAGCAACACCACCACCCCCACCAAGGCCCGGGAGCAGAAGCAGCAGCAGCAACAGCAGCAGCAGGACUCGUGCGGGGAGGACGAGGGGCCGGGGUUGCUGAACACCACCAAGCCCUCGCCCAAGCGCCGCUCACGCCUCAUCGCCAAGGGACGCAAGCUGGGCAACAAGAAGCGUGGCCGCCCCAAGAAGGCCCCCGGUGCGGCGUGUGCCACUGGUGGCGCUGUCCCCGGCGUGGCCACCACUCAGCGCAAAAACAAGAAGGCCCAGAGCGCCCUGGAGCUACUGCACGCCAAAACGCUGUCCGCCGUGCCAUCUCAGGAUGCAUUCCGGUCAUCUCAGAGCCCCUUCUACCAGCUACCUCCCAAAGUGCAGCACUACGCCUCCAGCCAGCUUCUGCAGGGGCCCACCCCACCGGCCCUCCAGCAGCUGCUGGAUAACUUCAAGGUUCAGUACCUGCAGUUUAUGGCCUACAUGAAGACUCCUCAGUACCGUACCAACCUGCAGCAGCUUCUGGAGCAGGAGAAGGUAAGGCAUAAUGAGCUGUCGGGUCAGGCGGAGCAGUUGCUGAAUGUGUGUCAGACUCAUAAAGAUAAGAUCAAAGGGCUCUUCCAUGCAAAAUUGGAUGAGCUGGGUGUGAAGGCUCUGACACUGGACGACCUGCUGCAGGCCCAGAAGGAGAUCUCUGCCCACAACCAGCAGCUGAAGGAGCAGACCCGGCAGCUGGAGCGAGAUAUGGCCAAGCUGAAGGACCAGAGCCUGCUACUGUUGAAGGCGCGCUGUGAGGAGCUGAAGCUGGACUGGGGAUCUCUGUGCAUGGAGAGCCUGCUGAAGGAGAAGCAGAACCUCCGCCGCCAGAUUUCUGAGAAACAGCGCCACUGCCUGGAGCUGCAGAUCAGCAUCGUGGAGCUGGAGAAGAGCCAGCGGCAGCAGGAGCUGCUUCAGCUGAAGUCCUACAGCUCGUGCGAUGGCUCGCCCUACCGCAAGAGCCUGCCUGGCCUGGACCAGAGGUCCUCCCUGGACUCCCACGAUGGCCACAAGCUGGGCCUGGGCUCUGCCACCGCCGCCCUGAACGGUAUGAGCCCGGAGCUGUCCAUGAACGGCACGGCCUCACCGUGUUUCGAGCGUGGCGCCAAGAACGAGCUCCUGGCGCGCUACUUGCCCAUCUCGCCCGACCACGAGCUUGUGCCCCCGACGCCUGACGGCCGACAGAGGCACCAGGGCCAGCCGCUGCCGGACUACACACGCUUCUCCCCGGCCAAGAUCGCCCUGCGCCGCCACCUGAACCAGGACUCCGGCCCACUGCGUGGCUUGACCACGCACAGGGGAGAUCUGAGUGCGGUCUCGUCUCCUCCAUUAGGAGUGAAACAGGGUAGCCCCUCCUCCUGCCUAGGGGAUCCCCAGCAUACCAGGGGCUCAGAGAGGACGGGGAAGGAGUCCAGGAGUCCAGCCGGAGGUGGAGACACCAUCACCUCUCUGCCUAUCAGCAUCCCCCUCAGCACGGUGCACCCAAACAAGCUGCCCGUCAGCAUCCCCCUGGCCAGCGUGGUGUUGCCCAGCCGAGCCGAGAGACUGAGGAGCACACCGAGUCCAGUGUCCCAGGGACGAGACCCCUCCGCCGGACAGACCAAUGGCAAGCAGCCUCUCACUCCUACCUCAGGGUAUUCAUCCAGCUCAGGGAUGGUGAAUGGUGGGCCACACUCAGCGCUGUUAUCUGACCAGGACCAGCCGCCGCACGCCAACCCCCUGCUGGCCCUGCAAGGUCGCAACUCCCCCAGUGCCACAGGAGGGGUGCUGCAGUACGCUGACGGCCCUCCCAGAAUCCUCCCUGAGGACGGUUGUGGCGCUGUAGGCGAGUCAGAGGGCGAGGGCCCGGACAGCGAGGCGGCACGCCGCAACUUCUUCUCCUCUUCCUCUUCCACUUCAUCAUCCUCAUCCUCCUCCUCACGCCUGCAUCACGGCUCGGCCAAGGCCGGCCAGCAUCACCAGAACAACAUCAACCAUCACCACUCGCCUGGCACGCAGGAGGGCCGCAAGCGGGGCCGCCGUAAACGCAGCUCCACCGGGGCACCAUCUGCAUCCACAUCCCCCAAGAGGAGGUCCUUCCCUGGGCUUGGCUCCACCGGACACCCCUCUGGUUCACCACUCAACAUCAAUUCAAUGGUGAACAACAUCAACCAGCCUCUGGAGAUCUCGGCCAUCUCUUCCCCAGAGCAGUCAGGCCGCAGCCCCUGUGGUGGAGACCUGGACCAGCCCCCUGUGCUGAAGAGGGAGCGCCCUCUGGAGCUCAAUGGCUCCAGCCGCUACCCCUCCACCCCCAGCUCCGAGGACGAGGACUCCGGCUACCCCGCAGACAGCUCCAGCUCCAGGAUUGAAAGGAAGAUUGCCACCAUUUCCUUGGAAAGUAGAGAUGGGAGAGGAGGGGAGGGUGAGAGAGGCUCUCUGGGCCGUAAAUCAGGGGGCAGCUGUGACGUCUCCUCUUCCUCGUCCACUUGCUCUUCCUCCUCCUCCUCCUCAUCGACCAGCAAGUGGAAGUCCACUUUCUCCCCCAUCUCCGACCCCAAGCCCACGGCCUCAGACCUCCGACAGGGCGGCUCCCCGUUCCGAGCGGGGGCGUCUGACGCGGAGAACAAGGCGAGCGCUGGCCAGCAGCAGCGGCCCGACUCCGGAGCGGCGAUGGGGGGCAGCCCCGGUCGCUGCCUCCCCUCCAACCUCUUCCUCAGUCAAGACCCCGGGGCCGGUCGGCAGGGGGGGCCCGCAGCAUGCGGCCUGCCCAAAGCCAAAUCCCGUGAGUGGGAGCGUGGCGUUGGGGUCAGCAGUGCCGGGGGAGGCCUGGUCAGCCAGAACCUCUUCAUCUCCGCCGCCACCAGCGGAGUCGGCAGCAUCCUGGCGGGCAAGAUGGGCGCGGCCGGAGUGGGCGUCACGUCCGGCGGAGGAGGAGGCAUGGGCGUCCCCGGGGCCCAGUACGUGGGCGCCCAGUUCCCCCUGGGCGGCGCCUCGGUGCUGCAGUCUCUGUUCGGCAGCCAGGCGGCUAUGCCCCCGGUCAGCGUGGCACCGCGACUGGUCAACGGCCACAGCAGCUUCUCCAGCGCUGGCCUGACGGGAGGGGCGGCCGGAGGUAUCUUUCACCACACGCUGCCAGCUUCAAGCUCCGCUGUUCCGUUUGGCUCCGUAGGCCUGGGCUCCCUGCUGAGCCUGUCCUCCUCCUCCACCUCCUCCUCCUCCAUCUCCUCCUCCCAGCCCCGGCAGCAGCUGCAGGCGCAGCAGCAGGACUCUUCCCAGGCCAAAGGAGGUGGCGCUGGCCCCGGCCUGGCCCUCCUCGCGCUGGCCCCCGCCUCGGUCUCGGCCCCCCUGCCGCUGCCCAGCCGGACGCAGUCCGUCCUACACACGCCCUCGGCCCUCGCGCUCUCCCUGCCCCCGCCGCCCCCUCUGCUCAAUGUCUCCUCUUCGUCCGCCGCCACGGCGCUGCUGCUGCAGCAGCAUCACCACCACAGGAUGCAUGUGUCCUCUGCUCCCUGUGUGUCUCUCUCCUCCUCCUCCUCCUCCUCUUCCUCCUCCUCUGCGUUAGUGUCUGCUGCUGCUGCCAAUGCUUCUGCCGCUCUGUCCUCCUCUGUCAUGUCCUCUUCCUCUUCCUCACGCUCCACCUUCACCAUGCACUACCCCCCGCACCUGGCCCCACUGCCUCCAGCGUCGGGCUCGGGCAGCUCCUGGAGGACUGUGGGGCUGCAGGCUCAGGCCUCGGCCAGCCGGCCCAGAUAGCAGCCGGCGGGUGGGGGGUGGGGAAAGGUGUGGGGAAGGAGGGAGGGAGGGAGGUAGAGGGAGGGAACAGAAAGGAAGAGAGGAGGGGCAGUGAGGGAGGGGGUCAGGGUGCUGACCCAGACGGUGUGUCUCUCCAAAAAAGGAACAUGAAGAAAACUACCUCAACCCAGCAGAAACCUAUGCAAAGCUCAGACGGACAGGUGUGGACCAAGCCAAUCCUGCCACCCCGCCGCUCGCCACUGCUCUGACCUUACCCUCACCGCUCCACUGAAACCCAACGCUGGCAUGGACAACACCACACACACACACACACACACACACACACGCACACACACAGGCACGGUCACUGUAAAGCAUACCGGCGAGAGGACAGAAAGGACUUGGCACAGUUGCGCGUGUGUGUGUGUGUCUCUGAGUGUGUGUGUGUGUCUCUGAGUGUGUGUGUGUGUGUGUGUGUGUGUGUGUCUCUCUGAGUGUGCGUGUGUGUGUUCAGACUUCUGACAGUGACUGUGCUGUGUAGCUGAAGUAGGCUCUGUGUGACCGCUGUGUCUGCUAGGUGAGCCGACACAGUUGUCGCGAACAACGAGAGCUCUCAGCGCUCCUCGACUCUCACCUCACCUCCCAUCCUCCCUCUGAUUCUUCCUUCAAAGACCUUUCUACUUGCUGUGCUGGUCCUCUGCACUCCUCUCAGCCGAUUGGUGUUUCUGUUAUCUUGUGUUGUACAGGAGUGGAGAGAAGGGAUUUAUGUGGAAGCAUAAAGAAGCUCACCCCUCCUUUCCUUUCUGUCUGUCCGUCUAUCUCUCUCUGUGGGUCUGUCUCUCGGUCUCACAACGGCCUCCCUAAGACCUAACACGCCCUUACAGCUGCAUUGGCUUAGUGUAAUGCUGCACUGAUGCAUACCAAUGGGUUUGUCCUCCGCUACAUAUGUCUCUUGACUUCCAGCAUACUCAGCCAGACACAGCACAGCCAGAUUCAACUUUAAGCUCACACAUACACACACACACACACACAACACACACUUGGAAUUCUUGUGAGAAGGGGAUUGUGUGUUUCAAAGGUGCUUUGUUUUCUGUGUUUUCCUGCGUGUCUCUGUGUCACACAUACAAAUGUUUUUCACAUGGUGCGUUUGGCUAGGGAAGAUGAAUUGUGGGAAUUCUCAGACAGACUAAAUUCAGCUGGACAGUCUUAUCAGGUCUGCCACUUCAACUGCCGUUUCCCUAUCCUGGUUACGCUGUUUCCUGCGGCUGGACAGACCACCAUUCCAACGCAAGACUUUAUUUAUCGGACAACUUCCUUAUUUGAACAACAAAACGCAAUGGCGAGCAUCCUGCUGACCCCAUGCUGUUAGAAAAGGUUCUACGAGCCCUUCGAGACUGGUUGUGUUUCUGCUCAGUCUAAUGUUUCAGGUAAUCAUUUGGGUUUUGUAUAAAUUUAGAGUGGUGCUUAAAGGAAUCGCUACGGGAACCCUGCCUUACCCCCCCCCCCCCCCCCCCCCCCCCAAACACUGUUCUAGUCCUGUCCACCACCCCAUACUGAAGCCGAUGCCCAUGGCAGUCCUGUUGACCGCCUGUCUGCCCAACCAGCACACACUGAACACACACUCAUAUAGCCUCAACAACACACCCCUCACAACACACACUGGGAAAUGCAAAAAAUAAUAAGAAAAAGAGGGGAAAAAACACAAAACUACUGGGCGAUAGUCACUCUUUUGCUUUUGGUCUGUUCUGUUCUAUAUGUUUGUUGGUGGGUAAUUCCUUUUCUAAUGUUAACGAAUCUUGUACUGUGAAUGGGAGGUCUUCUCAUACUGUGUAAUUGUGCAUAAUUUAGUGUAUUUAUCUUUUGAGUCUCUUCCCAAGCAAAGGUGAUGGUGUGUGUGUGUGUGCGCGAGUGUAUAUGUUUAUCUUAUGUUUUUCUGUUUGUUUGUUUUGUUUGUUUUUAAUCUAUUGAUAAGAGUAUAAUUGUGUAGAAUGCAAUAGAUUGUUUAAAAAAAAAAGUGCGUGCUUGACUCACAGUCUGAAAAGAAAACUGAAAAACAACAACUAAGAUGGUGCUACAAUCUGUACAACUCUGGACUGUGCCUAUUUAUAUGAAGAACAUCAGUAAUAAUAAUUAUCGAUUCUUGGUGCUUCUUUUUCACAGGGAUGAAGCGGAGGCCGCUUUAUGGCUCUCCGGUGUUUUGUUUUUUUUGUUGUUUUUUUUGUUUUUUUUUUGGUUGUUUGUUUUCUAUUUAUAAUGUAAUGACAUUUCCUUAAGCGCGUAGUGUGAGAGUCCCUGCACGUUUCGAUAAACUUAGUUGCGAUGUUGUUUGGCACAGAGUAUAUAUGUACAUAUAUACAGUAUUUUGGCAUAUAGCUAAACACCCGUUAUGUUUUGUUUUGUUCUUGUUAAGACGUGUUUUUUGUUUUGCAUUCAGGAUAAUGUGCAAGUGCAUGUGACGUCAGCGGGUGUCUGUAGAGCUUUCUCUAGGUGUAGAGAGACGUUAUACAGCCAGAAGGUUGGCAGGCUUAGUACACAGAACCAGAAUGGUUUCUUUGGUGCUGAACUCUUAAGGUGUGACCCUUCACCUUUUAACCUUUUGACCCUUCUCAUUUAUUGGUGCUGUAAAAGUCGUUAGUCAGUCAGCGCUGUGCGGCUCUCUGGGAAGCGGACCCCCACGGGGUCAUCAUGUACAUGGAUAAAUCCUACUUCACCUGGUGCUGCACAGUUGUGCCUCGCAGGUCUUCGUUGUGCACAGUUCUCCCGCCAUCAUCAUUAUGGUGCUUGCGCAGUCACGCGCCUUAGCAGGGCUCCUCGUUUCUCACAUCCCUCUGAGCCUGGUCACAUCUCCCAUGCCUCAGAAAGCUCCCUCUCUCACACAGCUGUGGGAACGCUAAGCUCUUCGCCUUACUGCUGCUGGAGAGCGAGAUAGCGUGAGCGAGCUUAAAGUCAACAACUAAUUGUGGUGCUGCUUGACCUGCUGGAAUCAAAAACACCAGUGAUAGCUGGCGCAUCUGAUACCAAAACCCGCCUCUCUGACCUUUAAAACUUUCAGCGCCUCGGUGUUGGUGCCACAUCAUUAGUGAAUGAUCUUAAAAUGUGAGCUGUCAUAGAAAUACUAGCACACAGACUUUGGACUGUUUCUCCCAUCAGUGUAGCUAUCUGUGGGCCACUCAACUUUCUCUGCACAAUCGUUUCCAUCAUCAGGUUUUUUUGGUUUGGAUUUCUGUUCUUUCCAGUUCUUUUUCUCUUCUCUUCUCUUGUACACGUUCAGGGAGAGUUCGGACUCACCUCAGAUUUACAGUCUGAAUGCUGUGGGGUAGGACACACUUUUUUUUUUUUUUUUUUUUUUUUUUUAGCUAAUCAGAGAUGUUUCCUGAGCCUUUCUGUCUCUGCAUCUCCCACAAAACGAGGACACACAAUGACAACAGGAACAACACACACACACCCAUGCUGUGGACCAGAGAAGCGAGUCCUUCAUUACCAGCACUGAAAGGGUUUUUAUGUUUAUGGGUUUUUCUGUUUGUUUAUGAAUUGUUGUUAUUGUAAUUGUUACAACUUUGAUUUUACUCGUGUUUGAUAUAAUUGCAAAUGGUGAUGCUUUUAAUAAGACUUAUUAAGAGAUCCAGAUGGUUUUAAUACUCUUUAGACAGUAAGGUGCUCUCCUACACUUAAAACAAGGAAAAAUGCAGCUAUGAACAUAAUGAACGCCCUCUGCUGUGCUACAGAGGUGCAACUGUCUAAUAAACUUCAGUUUAAACCUGG